CCACAGGAGGACUUCCCAGCGCUCGGCGGCCCCCGCCCACCCCGGAUGCCGCCGCCCCCAGGCUUCAGCGCUGUGGUGCUCCUGAAGGGCACGCCUCCCCCUCCCCCACCGGGCCUGGUGCCCCCAGUCAGCAAGCCGCCCCCCGGCUUCGCUGGCCUUCUGCCUAGCCCCCAGCCGGCCUGUGUCCCCAGUCCCGCCACCACCACCACCACCACCACAAAAGCACCCAGGCCGCCGCCUGCCCCACGGGCCUACCUAGUCGCCGAGAACUUCCGGGAGAGGAAACUUCAGCUCAUCCAGUCCAUCAGGGACUUCCUGAAGAGCGACGAGGCCCGCUUCAGCGAGUUCAAGAGCCACUCAGGGGACUUCAGACAGGGCCUGAUCUCCACAGCCCAGUAUUACAAGAGUUGCCGGGACCUGCUGGGAGAGAAUUUCCAGAAGGUCUUUAAUGAGCUGCUGGUCCUGCUGCCCGACACGGCCAAGCAGCAGGAGCUCCUGUCUGCACACACGGACUUCUGCAACCGCGAGAAGACUCUCAGCACCAAGUCCAAGAACAACAAGAAGAGCGCGUGGCAGGCCACCACCCAGCAGGCGGGCCUGGACUGCCGUGUGUGCCCCACCUGCCAGCAGGUGCUCACGCAUGGCGACGCCAGCAGCCACCAGGCGCUGCAUGCUGCCCGGGACGACGACUUCCCCUCCCUGCAAGCCAUCGCCAGGAUCAUCACGUAGCUCCCGCCAGCGUGGCCAGAGCUAUUGCACCAUGAGCGUCCUUCCUCCUUCCUCUCCGGGCUGCCAGGCAGCCAGGUCAGGCCCGGUGAGGCCACCUGGCCUCUUGGUUGGCCAGGCCCACCAGGAAGUCACCAGGACGGUCCACCCGCCCUGUUGGCACACUCAGGCGGGAGUCCACCCCUGCCUCAGUGGUGGGCCAGUCUCCGUUUGCAUUCUUGUGCUUUUGGGAGGCGCCAGGGGAGGGAAGGGCUGGGAUGCU
Molecule: messenger RNA, 988 nt
Organism: Gorilla gorilla gorilla (western lowland gorilla)
Lineage: Eukaryota; Metazoa; Chordata; Mammalia; Primates; Hominidae
Product: E3 ubiquitin-protein ligase ZNF598-like
Exons: 1
Coding region: 46-729 (227 amino acids)
Biological process (GO): protein ubiquitination; rescue of stalled cytosolic ribosome
Molecular function (GO): ribosome binding; ubiquitin protein ligase activity
Source: RefSeq, a predicted model, not a curated record